Molecule: messenger RNA, 1931 nt
Organism: Xyrauchen texanus (razorback sucker)
Lineage: Eukaryota; Metazoa; Chordata; Actinopteri; Cypriniformes; Catostomidae
Product: G-protein coupled receptor 12-like
Exons: 3
Coding region: 452-1432 (326 amino acids)
Biological process (GO): G protein-coupled receptor signaling pathway
Cellular component (GO): membrane
Molecular function (GO): G protein-coupled receptor activity
Source: RefSeq, a predicted model, not a curated record
CCCCCCCUCCACCCUCCCAAGGACACGUCAUGCUGAAAUUCUGCUUUGAUAUGACUCUUGUGCCAAUGGAUCACAAACAUAAAGGAAACCAGACAUGGCUGGAAGACAUCACUUCAAGAAUUGAAGUCAGAUUACUGUGAUGAGGACGAGGGCAUGGCCAGGCCUUGAUGAUGCACAGCUGGCACUGAAUCAGCGGGAGAAUGAGAAAAAUUCAGACAUGCUGUCACCUCAACUUCAACAGCUCCUCCGCCCUCUGGCGGAUAGCAGCUCGCUCCUCUCCCGGCAGCCAACAGCAACCCCUUCGUCCCCAGACCGAUGGCCACAGCAGCUCCCCUGGUAGAUGGCAGCGGUGAGAUCCCUCCCCCCACUCGUGUUUCGGCACCACAUUUACAGUAUAAGGAUGGUGAAGGAGGCAGAAACCGGCUGAACAGUCAACAUAAAGUUUAAUGUAAUGGCCCUGAACAACUCUGAAGCGGGCUUAGACGUCUUCUUGGCGAUGGACGAACUGCUGGAUCUCUCACCUUCCCAUGUUACCCCUAAACCCCUGGAGGCCACAGUGAUGACUCCAUGGGAUGUAGCCCUGUGUGUAUCAGGUGCCCUGAUCUGCUGUGAAAAUGCAGUCAUUGUGGCCACCAUCUUCUCGUCAUCAUCUCUACGGGCACCCAUGUUCCUGCUAAUUGGCAGCCUAGCCUGGGCAGACUUCCUAGCAGGAGUGGGGCUCCUAUUGCACUUCCUGUCUCGGCGUUGUGUGUACUCAGAAGCUCUAGAGUUGGGGAGUGUGGGUCUUUUGGUGAGCGCACUCACUGCGUCUGUGUUCUCUCUGUUGGGUAUUACUCUGGACCGCUUCCUCUCUCUGCAUCAUGCACUGACUUAUGGUUCCCGCCGGGCACACACCCAAACACGUUGCGCUCUUGCUGUUGGCUGGACUCUUGCUGGACUUCAGGGUGCACUACCAGCUCUGGGUUGGAACUGCUUGCAAGAUGUUGAAUCUUGCAGUGUGCUUCGGCCUCUGACUCGGGUGCACCUGGCAACCCUGUGUGGUGGUUUUCUGCUGACCCUGGCUCUGAUGCUGCAGCUGAAUGCCCGUAUCUGCCAAGUUGUACUCCAUCACUCACAUCAAAUCGCCCUCCAGAGACACACACUCCCAUCUGCACGCACACACACACGUCGUCGGGUGCACACUCUUGCCCUCAUCCUUGCUACAUUUGCCAGCUGCUGGAUACCCUUUGCCUUGUAUGGGCUCCUAGGUGAUGGAUCAUCCCCAGCUCUGUAUACGUAUGCCACCUUGGUUCCAGUCACUGGGAACUCUCUGCUUAACCCUCUGAUCUAUGCCUACAGAAACACACACAUACAGAGAGUGCUGCGACAGGCCUGCUGCUGCUGUCUACCAAACAUGCCCAACAAACACACACACACACCCAGUGAUGUCUGAACAUAGUCUUCUUAAAGCUCAUUGAAGAGCAUGUGGUGCCAUACAAGAAACACAGUCUCUCAUAUCACUGUGCCAGUUGCCAUAUCACCGGUCUGACUGGUGUUAGGAAGUCAAUCUCUUCUGCAAACUUUUGAGUCAACAUCUCUUUUUUACACUAUAUUGAGGAAAUACUUUUUUCAUAUUACAAAUCAUUUGCCAACAAAAUGGAGUAAAGCAGAGAAGAAACCCCCCUUGUCUGCUGUAAAUGUCUGAAAUGUGUGCCUCAUACGUUUACAUCCUCUGAAAUUCAGAGUUUACUGAUAGAAUUAAAUCAUUUGCACUUUACAAUGACUUGACUUUUGAGAUGAAACAUGUCUGAAUUUUGUUUGUACUAGAAUCCUACUCACAUAUAUAAAUAUCAAAUUAUUUGCCAUUUGGUUUUCUGACAGAAUUAUGUUUUUAUACUUUACAAAUGCCCUGUUCGUACUAUUAAUGUAUUAAUGUUGCACAAAACAUCCAA